AAUAUCGUUCACCCCUUUAAUCAGAGACAUCGACUCUCCUAAGAUGUACGGCUAGGAGAUUUGCGGUAGAACCAAGCGAUUCGAACGACAACUAGGAAUAUUGCACUAAGUGCUGCUCAACGAAAAUACCUACGAAGGUCUUGUCUGGAGCAACGAAUACGCUUACCGCCGCUCUUUUCAUAAAGUUUCAAGGUUUCAAAUUGCUACUAUAAAGUAUUGCAACUAUGUCAAACACCGAGGGUUCGGAAUUACCAAUUUACAGAGCCCAUAGAAGGGCGAGUGCGGACGUACGACCCCCUAUACCAUCAAAUCUCGUCGCUAUUCCUGGAAAGUUUUCACUACUGGCGUCGCUACCAGUAGAACUUCAUCUUCACGUCAUAUCUUUCCUAGACCUCAGUGACGUAAUUCGCCUUCGACGGACGUGCCGGCACUACUACCACCACUUCACACGCGACAACAUUAUAAACUACUUUAGCGCAGAUGGACAGCCUGCCCCCGAGCUGCGUUACUACUGUGUUGACUGCUUUCAAGAAUUUGACUACGUCUUAGUUUUUGAUGAGCUACGCUGGCCGAGCCUGUGGAGCUCAAUGUGUUUCCAAUGCUUUCGUGUGGAGCGAAGUCCGGCCUACAACGACAGAAGCAAGCUUGCACAAAUUAUCUUUGCGGAUGGGGAGCAUGGCCAUGUCUGCUCUUACUGCGGCUGGCCUGUAAAUUGGGAACGAAUGCACCGACCUUGCUAUAAAUAUGCACAUGAUUCGUUUGACCAUUUCGUCUAUAUGAAGUGGCAGGACAUGUUCAACGUCAUGAUACUCAUUCCGCUUCUAACCAUUAUAUGCUAUAAGGUUAUGCCUGCAUCUGUUCUGCCCCCAGGAUUAAGGCUCUUUCAGUAUAUACCUAUAGUGGUUGAAAUCUACGCAUACAUUCACAGUAUUAAGAAAAUUACAGAGGAACUCAAUUGCCCGAAUCCGGAGCUCUUCUGGUAUCCCCAUUUUCUUAUGGGCCCUAUAUUAGCUCUCCUUUGGUUGCCAUUGGUGAUCCAAAGCCUAUAUGGGGUGCACAUUAAUUGGAACAACAAGCAUGAGGUGGAAGGUAGUGCAAUUGUGGCCUUUUAUUUCUUACUUAGACUUUCCAUGCAUGCUAUGAAGACAAUAGGUAUGGCUAUCUGGGCUUCAGGAUACGAUACUAGAAGUUGGUCUCUUCCACGAUUAUCUCUCAUACAAAAGCUCCGCUAUACUCUGUGUUCGUGGUGGGUAACUUGGUGGACGAUAAAGAAGCCUUCGUUGUAAAUAUCGAGGAGAAGUCGGGUGAUAGUCUAUACGUGCGCACGUAUGCAUAUAUUAGGUACUUUUACUCAUUGUUAACCUCAAUGUUUUUCUUCACCUAAUUAGUUCAUUAGAUUAAUAAUUAGGAGGUACCUAUAUAAACAAUAC
Messenger RNA from Daldinia loculata, 1430 nucleotides. RefSeq lists its product as uncharacterized. Bases 225 to 1286 code for a protein of 353 amino acids. Gene Ontology annotation, molecular function: protein binding. The record is from RefSeq and is a predicted model, not a curated record. The transcript is spliced from 3 exons. Lineage: Eukaryota; Fungi; Ascomycota; Sordariomycetes; Xylariales; Hypoxylaceae.